Molecule: messenger RNA, 1263 nt
Organism: Hirsutella rhossiliensis
Lineage: Eukaryota; Fungi; Ascomycota; Sordariomycetes; Hypocreales; Ophiocordycipitaceae
Exons: 1
Coding region: 1-1263 (420 amino acids)
Source: RefSeq, a predicted model, not a curated record
AUGGUCCAGGCCGUCGUCGACAAGGUGCGAGACCAACUACAAAAUUCGACUCGACGUUCGGUCCUCCUGGCCCAUGGCGGGGCGGGACGCAAUGAAACCGGGGACGAGACUCUUUACCUAGUCAAGGACAAGGAUAUCGUCGACUUCCUCAGUGUGGCUUUUGCGGAGCUAGAGCACGCAGAGGACGUUACACCGAUGAAGAGAAUCAGCGCACGAGGCUGCAAGGCCUUGUCAAGUUCGCCCUCUCUUCCAAAGCUCAACAGUCGGUGCAACAUCAUUACGCCCUGUCUGGCGGCAGCAGCAGACCCGGCGACCACGAUCAGCGUGCCCAAAACCUCGUUCUCUGGCUCGGGCGGCGCGGAUAUUCCAGGCUGCGCUGGCACCAGGUGUCCCGAUGCGUCUACGAGGGCCACUGUCGUAUCGCGCCGGAGUGCAACGGAGAUUGUGUGGAGGGAAAACGAAGCGGACAGCCGGCUGUUUGCGACGAAGCGAGCUUCAGGAACUGAUCCCGGCAUCGCUUGCAAGAACCACUCGUCUCCACUGGGAGAGCUCUCGCCAGUCAACAGCCUUGUACGCGACGGCUCGGCUGACCGGCGGGUCAACAUGACGUCUUUUCCAGAACUGCAGCCUCGCCACUGUACCAACGAGUGGCUGAAGCCGCCGGUCGAGAUGGACCAGCUCACCAAGGCGUGUCCCCCAGACUUUUACAGAAUGGGAGUGGACGCCCACGGCGGCGGCGGCGCUCCCAACGAGUCACCCAACGGCCUCUCGCAGGAGCCAGUGGUCAACGCGCUGUAUGGCGACCGCUCCUUGUUUAGCGAGAACCCCUUUAACGGGGACGGGGACGGCUGGCCCAUGGAGCAUCGGGAAACAAGGAGGCCGUCGUCCAUGACGGCCGACAAGCGCCUCGGGACUUGGAUCGGCUCGGCGUCGCACCGCCGACGCAGUACCCAGGCUGCCGACUCGAAGAGCUGGCAGGACGAGCCGGCCAACAACAACAACAGCCUACUGCCCAGCUUCCUAGACAGGCUGCGCUGGAACGGGCAGAGCAUCUUCCACCGCCACGACGACUGCCCGGCGCCGCCGACGCCGCCGCCGACGACGCCCGGGUCUCCUUCUGCUAUGGCUUACGAGGUGGGGACGGGGGGGGACGGAGGAGCGCCGAGACGCCCACGGUGCGACACUUGCUCCGAGGACAACCGGCCGCAUGUCUGUAAGGAUGACUUGGACUCGGAAUCGGUGGGGGUUGCGUCGAGUGGUUGA